Messenger RNA from [Torrubiella] hemipterigena, 1458 nucleotides. The record is from the annotation of a GenBank genome assembly. NCBI's taxonomy places the organism in Eukaryota, Fungi, Ascomycota, Sordariomycetes, Hypocreales, Clavicipitaceae.
AUGUAUUACUCUCCUCUCCUCCUAUGCCUCGGGUUGCUCUCGACAGAGGCUCAUUGCCUUUCAAAUGAAAAGGUUCGAGCAGCCGCUGGUGCAUUUGCUUCCAACUCUGAUGGCAGUCUUAAGCUAUCUCCCGUUGCUGCCCCUGUGCAAGGGGGUGGAAACCCCGGAUCAGCAUCUACGUGGCAGUUGAAUAUUGACGACACAAGCUCGGGAUACAAGCAAACCAUUACCGGUUUCGGCGGUGCUGUAACUGAUGCCACUGUCACAUCCUUCAACACGUUGUCCGCAAGUACCCUGAACCAGCUUCUUAACGAACUCAUGACUACAGCAGGCGCUGGAUUCGCGCUUAUGCGACACACCAUUGGCGCCUCGGACUUGUCUGGCGAUCCAGCAUAUACGUUUGACGACAAUGGCGGCAAGGCUGACCCAAAUUUGAAUGGCUUCAACCUUGGCGAUCGAGGCGAUGCCAUGGCUUCCCUACUUGCAAAGAUGAAGUCGCUGCAGUCCAGCCUCAAGAUAUUCGGAUCUCCAUGGAGCGCACCAGGGUGGAUGAAACUGAAUGGUGUCAUUGACGGCACUACCAACCAGAAUAACCUGAACGAUGGCUAUCUUACCAACAAUGGCGCUCAGUACUCCAGCGCCUUUGCACAAUACUUUGUCAAGUAUAUUCAAGCAUUCGAAGCGCAAGGUGCCAAGAUUGAUGCCAUCACUGUUCAAAAUGAGCCAUUGAACAGCCAGGCCGGAUAUCCCACCAUGUACAUGUUCGCAGAUGAACAAGGCAACCUUAUUCAGAAUUAUAUUGGUCCAGCCCUCGCAAAUGCAGGAUUGGAUACCAAAGUAUGGGCGUAUGACCACAACACUGACGUGCCUGACUACCCCCAGACGGUUAUCAACAAGGCUGGUCAAUACGUCGACACAGUCGCGUGGCAUUGCUAUGCAACCAACCUGGACUGGACGGUCCUCUCCAACUUCAAACAAAGCAACCCCAACGUCCAGCAGUACAUGACUGAGUGCUGGACGCCAUCAACUGGUGCGUGGCAUCAGGCUGCCGACUUUACCAUGGGGCCGCUGCAGAACUGGGCUUCUGGCGUUGCCGCGUGGACCCUUGGCACAGAUGCACAAGAUGGGCCUCAUCUAUCAAGUGGUGGCUGCGGAAGCUGCACAGGUCUUGUUACCAUUAACAAUGGUGCGUAUACUUUCCAGACAGCAUAUUAUAUGAUGGCGCAAUUUAGCAAAUUUAUGCCCCCCGGUGCGACGGUCUUGAGCGGCAAUGGUAGCUAUAGCUACUCGAAUGGUGGCAUCCAAUCCGUCGCUUCCAAGAACCCAGACGGAUCACGAACGGUUGUCAUACAGAAUACGUUUGGCAAUGAUGUGUACGUUCACUUGAAUACGAAGAGCGGCCAAGAAUGGAGCGGGAAUGUUCAGGCAAACUCUGUGACUACUUGGGUUUUGCCAUGA